This is a messenger RNA of Botrytis porri, 1426 nucleotides long. RefSeq lists its product as uncharacterized. The coding region runs from base 248 to 1249 and encodes 333 amino acids. The record is from RefSeq and is a predicted model, not a curated record. The transcript is spliced from 2 exons. Lineage: Eukaryota; Fungi; Ascomycota; Leotiomycetes; Helotiales; Sclerotiniaceae.
CAAAAUUUUAUAUAUUCCGUCGGCUCCUUCUCCCCAAUGAUUCAUUUCUCAACCACAUCAAAGCAAGCCUUUGUACAUUCAAGUUCUAUCAUUCUCUUCUCGCUCUAUCACACUCUCUUUUUUGCUUUACGCAUCUUACAUUCAUUCAGCUGGUCUAACAUCUCAAAUUCUUUUGUGAACUUUUUUAUCACUCGAUUAUCAAACUACCUCACUUUUCCCCCCCCCAAUUCAAAAAAUAUCAAUCAAGAUGUCUUUCUCUAAGCUCACCGCUUUCGCCAGUAUGGUCGCCGCAGUUUCCGCUCACGGAUAUGUUUCCGGUAUUGUAGCUGGUGGAACCUACUACACUGGAUGGCUCGUUAGCAACGCAUACCAAACCCCACAACCUGAAUCCAUCGGUUGGGCUGACACCAAUCUUGAUCUCGGUUUCACAUCACCAUCUGCUUAUACCACUGGUGAUAUCAUCUGUGCUAAAGAAGCUACCAACGCUGCUCUCUCAGCUAAAGUUGCCGCUGGUGACAGCGUUGACUUCCAAUGGACUGUCUGGCCUAAUUCGCAUCACGGUCCAGUCAUCACCUACCUUGCCAACUGCAAUGGAGACUGUGCUACCGUUGACAAGACUACUCUUAAAUUCUUCAAGAUUGACGAAGCUGGCUUGAUAGACGACACCACCGUUCCCGGAACCUGGGCUUCCGACAAAAUGAUUGCCAACAACAACACCUGGACCACUACCAUCCCAGCCGAUCUCGCUCCUGGAAACUACGUCGCUCGUCAUGAGAUUAUCGCUCUCCACAGUGCCGGUUCCGCGGAUGGUGCUCAAAACUACCCUCAAUGUAUCAACUUCGAGGUCAGUGGUUCCGGUACCCUGGCUCCUGCAGGAACUCUCGGUGAGGCUCUCUACACUCCUACCGACCCAGGUAUCUUGGUCAACAUUUACUCUCCCCUCACCUACACUAUUCCCGGCCCAGCUAUGUACAACGCUUCCGGAGCCGCCACCGGAGCCGCAUCCGGAGUGGCAUCCGCUACCUCCGCCGCCGCUAGCGUUGCUACUUCCGCCGCUUCUGUUGCCACCAGUGCCGCCGCUAGCUCUAUGACUUCUGCCGCCGCUUCCACCGUUUCCUCCGUUGCCAUUUCAAGCGCAGCCGGUGCCAUUAUCUCCACAACCGCUGCUCCAACCACGAUGAUCACAUCCGUUGCUCCAGCCGCUACCUCCGCCGCUGCUUCUGAUGCUGGUGAGACAUGUGACGCAUAAGCGUUUUGGCCCGCUGCUCAAAACCACGGGAGAUUGAUUUGGAUGGAUAAAUGAGAGUUUGGUUUUCAAUGUAAAUAUACUUUUUUUUUUUUUUGAAUAGAAGACUCUUUUUGUAGUCUUUCUAUUACACAUACAAACUAGCGUUUAGGAAUGAUAGAAGUUUCAAACCCCCAAAAA